AUCUUACGUUUGUUGUGCCACAUGACAAAAUGUCAUUGGCUUCAGAGUAGUAAUAUGAAAGGAAAAAUAGAAUAGUGGCCUUCUUCAAUUCACUCAUCUUAUCUAUAAGCCAUGGGACAGAUUCUUGAAAAAAUCCAAGGCAAGCAAUGGAGAGAGAAACAGAUACGGAAGAUAACAGAUAAAGUGUUUUAUCGUUUCAAAAAUGAAACGGGAAAAUCUAAUCUCAAGUUUGAAGACCUUUACAUUGCUGUUCUACUUGUCUACAAUGAUAUCAACAAGCUUUUGCCUGGUCCUCACUUUGAUCCUCCUUCUAAAGAAGAAAUUAGAGCCUUGAUGCAGGAAUGUGACAUGAAUCUUGAUGGUGAACUAGAUCAUGAAGAAUUUGUCAAAUUUGUGAAAAGAUUAACUAAGGAUACCUUCAUCAUUGUCAGUCAGGGACUGAUUAUUACCUUAGCAGUGGCACCAACGGUUGCUCUUCUAACAAAGAGGACAACAGAAGGAGUCCCUGGUGUUGGAAAAGUAGUGCAGAAAAUACCAAAUGCUGUUUAUGCCUCCCUGGUUACCCUCACAAUUGUAAUGUUUCAGAAAGCAGCUGAGGCUAAGGAAAUCUGAAAUUUGUUUUGCUUACAGAACCAAAUUUCUUCUUAUGUGUAUAAGAUAACAGACAUCUGCUACACUUUCUAGUUGAUCUUUGAGCAACUCA
Solanum dulcamara is the source of this 703-nucleotide messenger RNA. RefSeq lists its product as uncharacterized. The transcript is spliced from 4 exons. The coding region runs from base 112 to 612 and encodes 166 amino acids. Gene Ontology annotation, molecular function: calcium ion binding. The record is from RefSeq and is a predicted model, not a curated record. NCBI's taxonomy places the organism in Eukaryota, Viridiplantae, Streptophyta, Magnoliopsida, Solanales, Solanaceae.